AUGUAUCAUAUGCUACCGUACUCAUAUCGACCGCAGGCUCACUACACCAGAGCCCAACACGGAGAAUUUCAGAAUUUGAUCGAAAGAUUCGUGAAUAAAAUACUCCGCGAAACGGAUAUUGUCGACGCGGAUAAUGUAAACGGCCGGAAGUUGUUCAAUUCCAUGGACACGUUCUUCUCGUAUGGACUUCUCACCGCCGAUGGAACCUACUGGAGAUUCAUACGCCAAUUCCUGCCAAAAGCCGAGCAGAAAAUGCUGAGAGCUGAGUGUGGAAAUGCCAAUGACCGCUUUUUGUCAAUCGGGUGGUUGAAGACGUCGUUCAACAAGGGAACUCUCCACUUUAUGCUUCUCGCCCUCACCAACCAGAUCAACAAGAUCUACUUGAACAAGUACUACCACAUCAACUCGUGUCUCCGCAACAACGGAUUCUUGGAGGCCAUCACCGAGCUCAUGGAUAGACUCAACACUGUCCAAUUUGCCUUCUAUACCUCCCGCCAGCUCCGCGAAGAGCCAAUUCCAGCUGCUGUCGUCGAACCAUAUGUUGUGCAGGUGUCUUCACGUGCUGCUGCCCGUCAACGCAAGCUCACCGAAAAAGAAGCUUCCCAGGAGGUCGUGCCAAAUGUGAUCCCAACUGAAAUCCCAAGCAUUCUUACCCAAGCCAUUGACCAGGAUGUUCUUCUCGAUGAACUUGUCCGUAACCGUCAUAACCGUCUCAACACUGAGCUCUACGAUGCUUCACGCGUUGAAGAAAUUGACGAGGACGGUGAGGCAUCGACUUCGGUUGUGGAGGAAAAGUUGGAAGACGUCAUGACAAAGAAGAUGUCUUGCGCUCAUAUGGAGUCUAUGGAUCCAGAUGGCAUCGAACAGAUCUUGGCGAGCGUUGAGCCAGAGGAGCCAGACAUGCCGGAGUACAAUCUUGCCGAUGGGGAGUAUCAAAUGAGCCAAGGAGACGUUCUUCACCUCGCUAUCAACGUUUUUGAGAAGUCGUCGGAGAAGAUCAUCGAAUGCUUCAAAGUGCUCGAAAACUUCCAUUCCGACAGCAUCAAACUCCGUUACUUCGUGAUGACGAACUACAACGUCUACGUUUUCAAGUACCGCUACAAGACCCACAGCGGAUCUCCGGGAAAGACGACAAACUUGUCAUCGGAGGGAUUCUUUAUCCCAGUGGUUCGUAUGGCUCAUGACCGUAUCAAGGCUAUCAAGAUUUCCAUCGACAAUUUGUCCUUCAUGUUGGAAGCCAACGAAAAUGGAUUCAGCCACUUUAUUGAGAACGUGGAGAGGGAUGACAAGUCCGUGUUCACCUACACCGCCGCGUUGGCUGGAUUGGAGUGUGGCGCUCAUUUGAUCAACUCGCUCAUCCAGGUCGUGGAGCACAGUAGCCGUCAGCUGUCGGAGCGUGCCGAGGUCGACGACCACAUCGGAUACAUGUGCAUGCUUCAGCCAAAUCUGGAAAAGCAACUCUCAAGAACGAUCGACAUUCGUUCGGCCGCUCUUUGCUUCUGGUAUGAGCAGUCGUAUGCGGAGCGUGAGCAGUCGAUGACUACAAAAUCUGGAUACUUGUUCAAAACUAGCGUUGGAACCUGGAUGAAAGGAUCGGAGGAGGCCGAUCAGAGAUACUGUAUGAUUGUUGGGAACUGUCUCCACGUGUUCCUCGACUCCAACUGCAAGAGCGAGGAUGUUGUGAUCAACUUGAGCACAUCGACCUUGCAUAACAUGGGACGCGUCACUUUCCAGUUGAGAGGCCCUGAAGGCCAAUUCGAGUUUGAGUCUAGCGCCCAAGAAGACUACGCCGAGUGGAUGGCAGUUCUUGGACAGAUCAUGGAGAACAAGGCGACGCCACAAUACAUGACUCCAUGCCUUACCGUUCUCCUUGAGGGUAGCAUUGCAGUCGUUCAAGAAGGAGAGAAGUUCUGGGCCGACGGAUUCUUGCGCCUCCUCAAUGAGAUUCCCGGUGACUCUUUCCAACAAGUGAUUGCUGUUCAUCCGCCAAAGGAUAAGGACAGCUUCUUUGCUAACCGUGCGCCAGCACUCUGCCUGGUUACUGCUGACCAGUCUAUCCACUACUUCUUCCUCCGCUUCACCAAGGAGCUCGAGCGCUUCACCAACUCUGUUGAGGUCACCUAUGGACUCAAGCACCAGAAACUCGAUGAGCAAAUGAUGCAGAUUCCAAUCGGAAAAACCAUCCACAACACGUGCUGCCUUGCCAAGAGUCUCUGGCCAAUCUAA
This is a messenger RNA of Caenorhabditis remanei, 2226 nucleotides long. RefSeq lists its product as uncharacterized. Gene Ontology annotation, cellular component: endosome membrane. Gene Ontology annotation, molecular function: kinesin binding. Gene Ontology annotation, biological process: positive regulation of membrane tubulation; regulation of protein localization; Golgi organization. The coding region runs from base 1 to 2226 and encodes 741 amino acids. The transcript has 9 exons. The record is from RefSeq and is a predicted model, not a curated record. NCBI's taxonomy places the organism in Eukaryota, Metazoa, Nematoda, Chromadorea, Rhabditida, Rhabditidae.